Molecule: messenger RNA, 508 nt
Organism: Drosophila virilis
Lineage: Eukaryota; Metazoa; Arthropoda; Insecta; Diptera; Drosophilidae
Product: spermatophorin SP23
Source: RefSeq, a predicted model, not a curated record
AAGAACGAUAAGCGAACGCGUUUGGACGUGUCCCCAAAGAGUUAACAAGUUUUUUAGAGUUAAAUAUCAUACAGACCCCAAAUAUGACACCAGGUGAUCGUUGCGGUGGACCACCACGUCGUGGACCCAUUAUCAAUGUGCAGAUUGCACCCCGUUGGCCCCGGCGCCAUCAUCACAACAAUGUUGUCGUUGUGCAGACGCCGCCACCGCCGCCGCGUCCGGCGCCCGUUGUGGUUGUACAGCAGGCGCCACCACCACCGCGGCCAGCACCUGUUGUUGUUGUACAGCAGCAGCCGCCGCCGCCUUAUUACCAGCAGCCGCCAUCAGAUGGACACUAUCACAAUCCACCACCCCGCUACUAGAAGGAGGCGAAGCGUUCUCCUUUUCAUGAAUUUACGCAGCACAAAUAUUUCGUAGACCUGUAGACAAGCAUUGUUAGCACACAAGAAAUCACCUGAACAUUCGAAACACCUGGAAAAAAAUUAUAUAUAUGUACUAUAACUUAUCA